UUUUUUUUUUUUUAAGAAUGAAGAAGGCCUGAGUAUAUCUGUAGGCAAAAGGGAAAGAGGCAAUAAGUAGGGAGGAAUUAAUUAUGAGAAUGAGAGGGGGAACAAUUGGAGUUAUCCUCUCAGAUGGAUGGGAUAAAUGAGGCAAAUAGAACACUUAGCCCAGCAAGUAGAAGAGUCACUUCAUCCUGAUAAGAGCAAAGGAUAUGUGAAGUUAUAGAAGGUUUUGAAGUAUUGACUGGGAAGGAAUUUUUUUUUUGGACAAAGUAAGUUCAUCUGCUCAGCAAGUAGUAGGGGUAAUGUUGAAAAAGGAUAAGCUUUGGAGUAUCAACUGCAAUGAGUGUAAUAAUCCACAAAUGAUAAAAGGAUUGCCAUUCAGCAGUGAGGUCUCAGUUUGAGAUUAUAUAACAUGAAUUUGUGGUGGACUCAACAUGGUUUUGUUUUGUGACUUCCCCUAACAGUAUUCACCAGAGGAAUUUACUAAAGGACUUCAUUAUAAGCAAUAGACUAGUAUAUAGCUUCUGACAGCGAAGUUCCCUAGUGCUGACGUGAGAAAUGAGCCGCUUUUUGAAUGUGCUGCGCAGCUGGCUGGUUAUAGUAUCCAUUAUAGCUAUGGGAAACACAUUGCAGAGCUUCCGAGACCACACCUUCCUCUAUGAAAAGCUGUACACUGGCAAGCCAGACCUUGUGAACGGCCUCCAAGCCCGGACCUUUGGGAUCUGGACUCUGCUAUCAUCAGUGAUUCGCUGCUUUUGUGCCAUCGAUAUCCACAACAAGACCCUCUACCACAUCACACUCUGGACCUUCUUCCUUGCUUUGGGGCACUUUCUUACUGAGGUGUUUGUAUUUGAGACAGCUGCUCCAACGGUUGGAGUCCUGGCCCCACUGAUGGUGGCAAGUUUCUCUGUCUUUGGGAUGCUGCUUGGGCUGCAGUACUUGGAGGUUGAGCGAGUGUCCCGACAUAAGAAGAGAAAAUGAAACCCUGAAUACAUCUACUGUUUGCCAGCAUCACUUACCCAUGGCUGAGCCUUCUUCUACUAUGUUCUCUCCCCACUUAUCCUGGUGUCUUUCCUCUCCUUACCCAUCAGCUCCCUUUCCCACCCCAUUCUCUUAGUGUUUUGAAUUGCAACCACAACUAGGUUUCCCUGACUUCUACCUUCAUUUUUGGUUUCAUCAGUUGGUUUUACUUGUGUGGAGGGAAGAUGAGAUCUGGAAAUUCUAAAGUUGUCAUCCUAUUACAGAACAUCUCUAAUAGAACUUUGGUACUAGGAACUUGACUGAUUAGAAUGGGGUCUCUUCUCCCAUUGGGACCAGGACUCUUCAAAAUUACUAAGAUAAGAAAAUGGUCCUGUGAACCAGCAAACCUAUAGAAAGCUAUAUGUUACUUCUGAAUUUGGAGAGAAAAGUUCUAUGUCUUAUUGUAGAAUUUAUGAAAAUUGGUGUCUAUGUAGAUUGUUUUGUAAUAAAUGGUAAACAAACAUGUGCUUUUUUGGGUCUUUUUGCUCUAAUUUCAUCUAACAAAGUAAUAAUUUCCCUGCCUCACCUGUGCCCUAAGGCAAGGGAAGAACAUGUAGCCAUUUAUUCCCCUUCCUCAUUAUUAAAAUGACAGAUCUCUGUAUUUUUAAGAGAUCUAUAUUUUUAAGGAGCAAGGUCCACCUAUUCUAGGAAUCCUAGAAUUGUCUCUAAUAGCACUGAGCUUUUAAUGUGUUUGCCAUUCAUGACCCAUGCACUUAGGAAAAUCCUUCCCCUAGGUCUGGAGUUCAUAGUUACACUGAUUACCAGGGUCCUAUAUAGUUUCCUUCUUGCUUCAUAACCUUGAAUAGAUGAAUAGCUGGAAAAGCAGAGGGGGGAGGUAUACUUAGGCCUUAUAAAAGUAAAGAGGAAUCAGAAGCUACAGGAUAAAACUUGUAAACCACAAAACAGCAAACAUAUGAAGCAGCAUGAAAUAGUAAAUACAAAGCUAGAACACCUGAGUUGAAAUUACAACUCUGAUAUUACCUGUAUUGUCAUGGAACUAAUCAAAUUGAGUAAAAAUGAAUGUGACCAGGGUUACUGAAAAAGAAAUUAAGGAGAAUAAGAGGAAAGAGACUGCUAAAAGGGAAGGAUAGCCAAAGGGGUAAGUGGAUAGGACCAGGAGACAACAGUAGAGUGACUAUCAAACUAGAAUAGCAAAGAAAGGCAAAAUGAGGAAAGAAAAAAAAAA
Molecule: messenger RNA, 2200 nt
Organism: Sarcophilus harrisii (Tasmanian devil)
Lineage: Eukaryota; Metazoa; Chordata; Mammalia; Dasyuromorphia; Dasyuridae
Gene: ERG28
Product: ergosterol biosynthesis 28 homolog
Exons: 5
Coding region: 553-975 (140 amino acids)
Cellular component (GO): membrane; endoplasmic reticulum
Molecular function (GO): protein-macromolecule adaptor activity
Source: RefSeq, a predicted model, not a curated record